AAUAUUUAUUGCCAAUAUAAUCUAUAUAUCAAUACAAUAUCUGUCUAUAUGAUAUAACCCAGCGCAGUUCCGAGCGCCGCCGGGAGGGAUGUGCUGCCCUGUUCCAAUAUUUAUUGCCAAUAUAAUCUAUAUAUCAAUACAAUAUCUGUCUAUAUGAUAUAACCCAGCGCAGUUCCGAGCGCCGCCGGGAGGGAUGCGCUGCCCGUCCCUGGGCUCGGAUCCCGCCCCGCCGCCCCGGCCCCGCCCGGGCGCUUCCUGCAGGAGGAGGAAGCGGCUCCCGGGCCACGGAGCUGCCCCCGAGCCACCUCCCGGCUGCCCGGGCCAUGGAGCUGCCCCCGAGCCACCUCCCGGCUGCCCGGGCCAUGGAGCUGCCCCCGAGCCACCUCCCGGCUGCCCGGGCCAUGGAGCUGCCCCCGAGCCACUUCCCCGCCGCCCGGGCCGCGGCCGUGGCCAUGGGCUACCUGCGGUACCUGCGGGGCGGCCCCGGCCGCGGGCUGCAGCUGCGGGAGCUGCGGAGCGCCCGGCGCCAGGACAUUGAUGAUGUUGGGCACAAGUACUACCUGGAGCUGGAGCUGGAAGAUGUGCUGGACAAAGAGGACAGGACUGUGACCUGCACUGCUGAGGUUCUCUAUCCCCUGGGCAGCAAAAGCUCUGCUCCAGAUGUGCAGCUCACAGUGCAAGGAGAGCUCAGGAGCACAGAGGAAGCAGACAAGGAGUUCUACACUCGGAUCAGGAGCCUGGAAAAGGAGCUGGUGGCUGAGAACAUCCCAGACAGCCAUGGGAACAUUCCCCCAGAGCUGGAGCCCAUCCACCUGCUGGCCUGGGCAGCCUCUGGCUAUGUCAUCUGGCAGAAUUCCACUGAAAACACCAAGUUCCACCUUGCCCAAGUGAAACACGUGAAGCAAGUGAAAAGAAGUGAUGAAGACCUUCAGUUUGACUAUGUGGUUCUACUCCAUGAAAUGGUGUCCCAGGAGGUGCUGCCCUGGGAGGUGACCCUGCUGUGGCACCCCCAGCGUGGCCCCAGGGUGUCCCAGUGCCAGGGGCCAGCAGCAGGGGACACCUGAGCACCCCAGAGCUGCCAGCCCUGCAGGAGGCACAGGAGGGGAUGGCAGAGAGGAUCUACCACGGUGCAAGACAUGAAAUGAAACCUGGCUGGGUGUUCCUGAGAACUCCAAAGAACUUCUGCAGUGAAUACUCACGGCACAGGGGCAGAGAUGUUCUCCCUGAAGGCAACUUUGGGUUUCCCCAUGGUGCAAGGACAACCAUAUUCCCUCUCCAUUCUCUGCAGGAAAAAAAACACAGUGAUUAGGGUGAUUCCACUGGGAAUUAUUUACUGACUUCAUCAGGAUUCAUCACUUUUUUGGUUGGGGGUUUGAUUGAUUUGGGAGCUUUUUGUUGUUAUUUUUAAAUUAACAAAUUAUUCUACAUCAAGACCUGAAACUUCAGAUGCAGAAAAAGGAAACAGCAUUAAUUGUAUUAUUAAAAUUCAGGUUUUUCAAGGCAAAAAAA
Molecule: messenger RNA, 1509 nt
Organism: Oenanthe melanoleuca
Lineage: Eukaryota; Metazoa; Chordata; Aves; Passeriformes; Muscicapidae
Gene: LXN
Product: latexin
Exons: 6
Coding region: 324-1064 (246 amino acids)
Molecular function (GO): metalloendopeptidase inhibitor activity
Source: RefSeq, a predicted model, not a curated record